Oryzias melastigma (Indian medaka) is the source of this 3134-nucleotide messenger RNA. RefSeq names its product heat shock protein 4b (gene hspa4b). The record is from RefSeq and is a predicted model, not a curated record. NCBI's taxonomy places the organism in Eukaryota, Metazoa, Chordata, Actinopteri, Beloniformes, Adrianichthyidae. Gene Ontology annotation, biological process: protein folding. The transcript has 19 exons. Gene Ontology annotation, molecular function: ATP binding; ATP-dependent protein folding chaperone. Gene Ontology annotation, cellular component: cytosol; nucleus. The coding region runs from base 240 to 2786 and encodes 848 amino acids.
AAAGCAGUCUGUCGCGUCUCUGCAGUGGGAUGUUAUUGGUCGAUAGACUGUCAGAAAAUUCCUGAACCAUCUCACCCAGUUCUGCCGGCGCACACCGCAUGCUCCUACUCACUUUAAUGGAACAGGGGUGUCUCGCCGUCCAUUAAUAGGAAGCCUUGUUGUUUUUGUUGUUGCUUUUAGCACUUGGUUGUUUUUUUGUUCUCCGUUAUAACUAAACACCGACAAGUUAGCUAGUUACAAUGUCAGUUAUAGGGUUUGACGUCGGGUAUCUGAACUGCUAUGUAGCAGUAGCUAGAGCCGGAGGGAUUGAAACUGUGGCUAAUGAAUACAGCGAUCGAUGUACACCAGCAUGUGUGUCGUUUGGACCAAGGAAUCGAUCAAUUGGUGCAGCUGCAAAGAGCCAGGUUGUCACAAACUGCAAGAACACAGUGCAAGGGUUCAAGAGGUUUCAUGGCAGAGUUUUUUCAGAUCCAUUUGUGCAAUCCCUCAAAAACAGUCUGGUCUAUGACAUUGCACAAAUGCCCGCAGGAACAACAGGCAUCAAGGUGACCUAUAUGGAGGAAGAGAAGCUGUUCAGCAUUGAACAGGUCACAGCCAUGCUUCUGACCAAACUGAAGGAGACAGCGGAGAGUGCCCUGAAGAAGCCCGUGUUUGACUGCGUUGUGUCUGUUCCCUGCUACUACACUGAUGCUGAGCGGAGAUCAGUGGUAGACGCUGCUCAGAUUGCUGGACUCAACUGCCUGAGGCUUAUGAAUGAGACGACCGCAGUUGCAUUGGCAUAUGGAAUUUAUAAACAGGAUCUCCCUGCUCCUGAGGAAAAGGCCAGGAAUGUGGUGUUUGUCGACCUGGGUCACUCUGGGUACCAAACAUCAGUGUGUGCCUUCAACAAGGGCAAACUCAAGGUCCUUGCUACAGCUUGUGACCCACAGCUGGGUGGGAAAGACUUUGAUGAGAUGCUUGUGCAGUAUUUCUGCGAGGAGUUUGGCAAGAAGUACAAGCUUGAUGUGAAGUCUAAGCCCCGAGCUCUGGUCAGACUCUAUCAGGAGUGUGAAAAACUGAAGAAGCUGAUGAGUGCCAACUCCUCCGACCUGCCGCUGAACAUCGAGUGCUUCAUGAACGACAUCGAUGUCACUGGAAAGAUGAACAGGGGGCAGUUUGAAGAGAUGUGUGCAGAUAUUCUAUCAAGAGUAGAGGCACCACUGCAGAGUCUCCUGGAGCAAGCCAAACUGAAAAAGGAAGACAUCUAUGCAGUUGAGAUUGUCGGCGGAGCUUCCAGGAUCCCAGCCGUCAAAGAAAGAAUUAGCAAAUUCUUCGGGAAGGAGUUGAGCACUACUCUGAAUGCUGAUGAAGCCGUGGCGAGAGGUUGUGCCCUGCAGUGCGCUAUACUGUCUCCUGCCUUCAAAGUCCGGGAGUUCUCCAUCACAGAGGUCGUUCCGUAUCCCAUCUCCUUGAAGUGGCACUCUGCAGCAGAGGACGGUGUAAGUGAUUGUGAGGUUUUUCCUAAGAACCAUGCAGCACCUUUCUCCAAAGUGCUGACCUUUUACCGCAGAGAGCCUUUCUCUUUGGAAGCCUACUACAGCUGUCCCAGUGAGCUGCCUUAUCCUGAUCCUACUAUUGGUCAGUUCCUGAUCCAGAAGGUUGUCCCUCAAGCAUCAGGCGAGAGUUCAAAGGUAAAAGUCAAGGUGCGAGUGAACAUCCACGGGAUCUUCAGCGUGUCCAGUGCGUCUCUGGUAGAAGUGCAGAAGUCGGAUGAGACAGAGGAGCCCAUGGAAACGGAACAGGCCGCCGCCGCUGACAAAGAUGGAGAGAGCAAAAUGCAGACCGAUCAGGAUGCAGGACAGCAGGCUCAGGCCGACGUUCAGAAAGAAACGGAAGAGAAAACACCACAAGAGAACGAAGAGAUGGAUACGAGCACGGAAGAGAACAAGGGAGAGAAAAAGUCCGACCAGCCCCCACAAGCCAAAAAGGCCAAAGUCAAAACUAAAGUGCUGGAGCUUCCUAUUGAGAACAGUCCACAGUGGCAGCUAGCCAACGACAUGCUCAAUCUUUUUGUAGAAAACGAGGGCAAGAUGAUAAUGCAGGACAAGCUGGAGAAGGAGAGGAAUGACGCCAAGAAUAAUGUGGAGGAAUAUGUGUACGAUAUGAGGGACAAACUGCAUGGGAUUUUUGAGAAGUUUGUCAGUGAAUCAGACAGAGAUGCUUUGUCAUUAAAACUGGAGGACACUGAAAACUGGCUUUAUGAAGAUGGAGAGGACCAACCCAAACAAGUGUACAUUGACAAACUGGCAGAGUUGAAGAAACUCGGCCAGCCCAUCCAGGAAAGGUAUAUGGAGUCUGAAGAGCGACCCAAAGCCUUUGAUGAGAUGGGAAAGCAAAUCCAGCAGUACAUGAAAUUUGUGGAAGCUUUCAAAAUGAAAGAAGAGCAGUACAACCAUUUAGAUGAGGCAGAUGUCAGCAAAGUGGACAAGCUGACCAGCGAUGCAAUGAUAUGGAUGAACAGCACCAUGAACCAGCAAAGCAAGCAGACCCUGACCGCAGAUCCAGCUGUUAAAGUCAAAGACAUUAGAGCAAAAACAAGGGAACUGUUCUCUGCUUGUAAUCCCAUCGUGACCAAGCCCAAACCCAAAGUGGAGGCUCCUAAGGAGGACACAUCUGCAGAGCAGAACGGUCCUGUCAAUGGACAGGAGAAGCCUCAAGAGGAGCCUGCAGACAAAGGAGCAGCUGAAAACACAGGGAAUCCAGCCUCGGAAACUGCAGACAACAAACCCGACAUGGAUCUCGAUUAAAGUAGCCCAAAGGCUCCUGAAGCUUAGCUGAACAGGGGCUGAUUACGUCAGACUGAGAUGCAGCCUGGCUGCAUGUCAGAGCUGGUCAUGUGUUUAAGGAGCCACACUCCACAGUCAAAUGCUGGAUCAGUGUUGAGCAAACUGGGCCCAACUUGUGGUGGUCUGACAUAGCAUGCCCUCUCUCUUUCUGGAUGAUUUAAAUCAAAAGCCAGCUGCAAUAACUGUUUGACAAUGAGCGCUGUACACAUGAUGGUAUUUAUUUCUGUUGUGUGCUCUGUACGUGUUCUGGUCUCUGUCAAAAUAUGGUUUCAAUAAAGUGACCCAAAAUCUCUGGCACCAUCCUUAUCA